AUGGGAACCCUUAUCAAACCGCUGGUCGGGGUUAUCAGACUCGCAGCCAGUACAAUGUAUAACGUCGCCGUUGUAGGAUGUGGGGCGAUCGGUUUAACAACGGCGUUGGAAAUUCAAAAAAUAUUACCUGGAAGUGCGAAUAUCACAAUAUUCACAAAAGAUGUUAGCCCAUACACUACCAGCGACAUCGCGGCAGGUUUAUGGGAACCUUAUUUGCUGCAGGAAAACAAUGAAGAUGACAUUAUUAGGUGGUCCAAAGUGACUUACGAUUACCUUUUGGAAAUGUGGAAACAAGGAAAAGCAAAAGAUAUCGGCAUAUGUCUUCAACCGGCCAUAAACUUGUACAGCGACGAAAAUUUUAAACAUCCAAAAUGGGCAGCCAUUGCAGUGGGCUGUUGUGAUUUAUCUCCGGACUAUCUCGUACGACUUGGCAAACAGAUCGGCCAAAACAUUAACGCCGGGUUUCUAUUUGUCACAUUCACGUGGGAGGCGCGGAUAUUUCUGCCUUAUUUGCAAAAUACGUUUACUAAAAACGGAGGCAGAAUUAUCGAAAGACACAUCCGAAGCUUAAGCGAACUCACCGACUACGAUGUCAUGGUAAAUUGCACCGGUUUAAAUGCCAGACGUUUAAUUGAUGACGAUAAAUUAAUCCCAAUAAGGGGCCAGAUCGUGAACGUGGAAGCCCCAUGGCAGAAUGUCAUUUACAUAGUUCAGUCGCAAGACGAUAAUUCUUCCUGUUAUAUUAUACCAAACACCCACACGGUAAUACUUGGUGGUACCAAGCAGGAAAGUUUUAAUACCCGAAUAGAUGAAGACGAUUAUAAGAAGAUUUUAAGAAACACGUUGAAGGUAUGCCCUUCGCUUGAGGGGUGCAGGAUCUCGAAGCAUCAAGUGGGACUUCGUCCGGGCAGAAACAAAGUUAGGUUAGAGGGAGAGUUCCUGAGGAUGUCGGAUGGAAGGGUGGUGAAGGUGGUACAUAAUUACGGGCACGGAGGAGCUGGUAUUACGCUGAGCGUGGGUUGUGCGAGGGAAGCCGCAUCGUUAGUUCAAAACUUGUUAAAAGUCGGAGAUAAUAAAUUGUAAUAAAUAAAAUAUAAUAAUAAUAAUAAAC
This is a messenger RNA of Cylas formicarius (sweet potato weevil), 1111 nucleotides long. RefSeq names its product D-aspartate oxidase (gene Daao2). The transcript has 2 exons. Bases 1 to 1083 code for a protein of 360 amino acids. NCBI's taxonomy places the organism in Eukaryota, Metazoa, Arthropoda, Insecta, Coleoptera, Brentidae. Gene Ontology annotation, molecular function: FAD binding; D-amino-acid oxidase activity. The record is from RefSeq and is a predicted model, not a curated record.